AUGGCAGAAAGUGUCUGCCGGUUGGCCGCUUCGUGCCUCAUUUUCCUGCUGGGGGCGGUAUUCUUUGGAAAUCCCGUCCAAGCGUAUGCAACACUAUCUGACGAGACGUUAAAAUCCCUUCCACGUCCCAACAAUGAUUUCAACAUCCGCGACGGCGCGCUACUAGCUCCCAUCCUGCAACCACGUGUCCCCGGCACUCCAGGUUCCCUACGAGUUCUCCAACACUUCGUUGAUUUCUUUAGAACUACAUUACCUGAGUGGACGAUAGAGUUCCAAAAUUCGACGUCGAAAACACCAGUAACCGGAAACAGGGAGGUUCCCUUUGUCAACUUGAUCGCCUUUCGGGAUCCUCCAUGGUCAGGUGUUGGAGAUACAAGCAGGUUCACUCUGGCGGCACACUAUGAUAGCAAACGAGAACCUCCUGGCUUUAUCGGCGCUACAGACAGCGCUGCUCCAUGCGCAAUUAUCAUGCAUUCCAUACGAAGUAUUGACGCGGCCUUGACUAAAAAGUGGGAUGCUAUGAAGGCCGAAUCCUCCCACGACUCAUUUUUCGAUCACCAAGGCAUCCAAGUUUUUCUAUUAGAUGGCGAAGAAGCUUUCCACUAUUGGACUGACAUAGAUUCCCUUUACGGUUCUCGAGCAUUAGCCCAGGCCAUGGAAGAUACCUUUUACCCGGCUACCUCUGUCUACAAAUCCCCACUAUCGGCCAUCUCACUUUUUGUCCUGCUGGAUCUAUUGGGCGAAAAGGACCCACAGAUCCUGUCUCAUUUCAAAACAACUCACUGGGCAUAUCAAAAUAUGGCUACUCUGGAAACCCGGUUGCGCCAACUUGGCUUGUUCAAGUCAGCGCCGUCAUGGAUGAACGGUGACAAGCUGUGGCUCCCCGACUCGGAGAAGGAGAUAUUUUUCCCUAGCGGAAUUGCCGAUGACCACAUCCCAUUUAUGAGACGUGGGGUUGAGAUCUUGCAUUUGAUCGCCUCCCCUUUCCCUAAGACAUGGCAUAAAAUUACAGACAAUGCGGAGCAAUUGGAUCUCGAUACGGUUGAGGACUGGAGUACAUUGCUUACGGCUUUCAUAGCUGAAUGGUUAGAGUUGGAGGGGCGUGACAUAUGCAAUGUUUUUUUAAGAACUGAAAUGAUUUACAUCUCCAUGGAGAUCGACUGCCGCGGCGAUCGCGGCCCACCAAGUUCGCCAUUUCGCUGUGUGUACGGUGGUGUGGAACAAAAGUCCAUAUAA
This is a messenger RNA of Histoplasma mississippiense, 1236 nucleotides long. RefSeq lists its product as hypothetical. Gene Ontology annotation, molecular function: glutaminyl-peptide cyclotransferase activity; zinc ion binding. The transcript has 2 exons. The record is from RefSeq and is a predicted model, not a curated record. Lineage: Eukaryota; Fungi; Ascomycota; Eurotiomycetes; Onygenales; Ajellomycetaceae. Bases 1 to 1236 code for a protein of 411 amino acids.